UGAUGGUUCAGGUCGGUGGGGGGGCUGAGGAAUGCAUUGUGUCAAUGGGAACCCCUCACAGCCACAGAAAACCCAACAUGUGUGCUCGCGUGCGUGUGCGCGCGCACGAGCUCCGCCAGUCUGACGCCAGGCAGCAGCGGGAGCGCGGAUCGGUUCUCGCUGCAGACUCUGUGGAAGCUGCGCGCGCGGUUGUGUUGGUGGUCCCGGAGCCGCACGGACACGCUCGGAACCGGUUCCAAAAGUCCGGGAGGAGGAGGUGGAUGAUAAGUCCGGCUCAGAACUCCAGGUUUGCACAGUUCGGUUGGAUUCUGCACCGGAAUUGGACUUAAACGGGGACUCAUAACUUCAAAGGGACCGGUACCCGACACUUCCCCGGGUCUCGUUCCCGACUUCAUCCGGAGUGCGCGUGAGCAGCUGCCGGUCUUAAACCCGGUUCCUCCGCGGUUCGUGGGGCGGAGGGGUUCGGGACCGGUUCCUGCUUAUGAGGGGCUGGACAGUGACCGUGGCACGCGGGUGUCUCCGCGCGCGUGCCUGAGGUUAUUCACGGCGCAGAAAUGCAGACAGGCUGGAGCCAGACUGCGCUGCACGCGGACGCGCGCGCGCGGCAACAGAUGUUGGUGUGAUGCGGAUCUGCGCGGAUGCUGCAGACAGAGCGGAGCCACGCGGGACCUGCUGCCUCUCCUCUCCAAACAGCCUGUGAACGCGCUCCGUGCACGAGCGCUGUUUGUUCUGGUCCGGUUGGAAGUCGGUCCUCUAAUCUCCGAGUCCAGAAAGUUCUGUGUGGUGUGGAGGAUGAAGAACCCAGCUCCCCCCACUGAAGUGUGGAGCCCCCUGCACCGAGAGCGGGGGGAGACACCCAGCUCCAAGAAGUUCAAGAGGAAGUCCAGAGAGCCCAAGAGGCUGCUGAGCACCGCGGCCCCCCCUCUGGACCUGUCAGAUGUGGACUCCUCAGAGGACACCCUCAUGGGGACCCGCUAUGUCAGCAAGCUGGCCCCCCUCCACAGACAGCUGAUGGUGUCUAAGGACAUGUCUGAGGAGGCGGGGGCUCAGAGCCGGGCCCUGGACAUGAGAACGUGCAGUAAUGGACCCGUCCUCGGGGCCAAGGCGCCCCCGUUUUCGCUGUCGACCCAGGAGAUCUCCCACUGGCCCCCCUCCAUCUCCCAGCCGCUGUCCGGCCGACUCAAGCUGGGCCCCCCUUCCUCCUUCCCUGCAGGAUCGGGCUUCCCUCAUCAGGUCUUCCCCAUGGAGCCCUCCCCGCCACGUCAGCCUGGGGUCAGAACCCACCCGUCCCCCCCGUCCCCCCAGUGUCUGGACCACAUCGAAGCCCCACUCUUGUCGCCCAAGGAGUCUCCCAGGAAACGGACCGGGAUCGAUGCAGAUCAACGAGGUCCAGAGGUCAAGGCCAUCCAGCAGACCAGGAGGCUGCUGGCCAACGCCAGAGAGAGGACGCGCGUCCACACCAUUAGUGCUGCGUUUGAGGCCCUGAGGAAGCAGGUGCCCUGCUACUCGUACGGGCAGAAGCUCUCCAAGCUCGCCAUCCUCCGCAUCGCCUGUAACUACAUCCUGUCCCUGGCUCAGCUGGCGGAGCUGCACCCCGGCUCGGACCGCAGCGGCUUCUCCGAGUGCGUGGACCAGUGCACCAGGACGCUGCAGGCUGAGGGCCGCAGCAAGAAGAGGAAGGAGUGAGGUGAAGAGGAGGAACCCCCAGAGGAUGAAGAUGGAGGACUGAAGAUGUUCUUUGUCUUUUGUUCUGAAACUCCCUUUACUUCCUGGUGCCAGUGGGCCGAGUCGAACAGUAAACUCCACCCCUCUCCUCAGCAGAAUGUGCCUUAUGAGUGAGGUGUCUCACAGCUGAAGCUCUCCUUCUACAGCUGGUUCUGAUCCAGCUCAGGGAUCAUGUGGAGCUGCCCCCGUCUGGUGGACUUAACGUCCAAUAAAACUGUCUGUCUGGAUUUCAACAAAAGCUUCCAAAGAACUUCUGGGCGUGCUGCCUUCAAGUUGUUUUUGACUUUUGUAAAUCUUUCAUAAAGCUUGAAGCUGUGGAUCACUUAGACCUGCUCCACCCCACCAUGAGGCCCAGCCAGGGUCCUGGGCUCCUCUUCUGGACCAGAAUCACUUCGCCUUAGGGGUGGAACCAUUCAUUUUAGCUACAAUUCAUAUCAUAAUUUGUGGUUGACAAAUUGAUUUAUAGGAAAUUCGAACGAUCAGAUUCACUGACCUAAAAUGGAUCCAGGACAUCUUUAUUCAAAACUUCCACCACUGUGAUCAGAUAAAUACCUGGAACUGAUCAGUGCAGGUGAAGAUUUCCAGAUUCCUUGACAAUAAAUUAAUGUGUACAAACAAACAAGUAAACUAGAAUGAAUGUCAAAUCCAUUCACAUUUUAGUUUGAAACAGUUCAGACCACUGUUGAUUUUCCACAUCAAACAUUUUACAUUGUUGCUAAAUUCAGUGUUUCCACACAUUGGAUGAUGGUUGAUCAGUUUUUACAGCAUCAUGUGAGAUUUUUACGUUUUAGUAAAAUAAACCUACAAUCCAAAUGGUAUUUUCUAAUAUCGAUAUAAUCGAUUUAUUACAUUUUGAAGCGAUAUUAUAAUGGUAUAGGUCAGUUUGAUUAACCAAUUCCCUUAGACAAAUAGAUCUGGUUGGAUUUAAAUGGAUUCAUGAUUAAUCGUUACAUACCCACUUCCCUUUUUCUAACUCUGUUCAUUCUGUCAGCACAAAUAAAGCUAUUUGAAAUGACCUCGCUGACCUGUGACUUUUAAACAUCACACCUGUGCUGCUCCUCACACCUUCCACAGGUUCAAAAUGACAAGGAUUCAUUUUAUUAUUGCACAGUUCCCUUGGUCAAUCCAAAAUGUUAACUAACAUUUAGGAUGUAAAAGGAAAGUUUUGUAAUUUUUAAAGAAUAUCUUCAUGUACUGUAUGUCAGCGAUUAGUAUGCAGUAUUACCAUGUAGCUCAAUAAAGGACAAACUUUACAUAUCAA
Molecule: messenger RNA, 2986 nt
Organism: Oryzias melastigma (Indian medaka)
Lineage: Eukaryota; Metazoa; Chordata; Actinopteri; Beloniformes; Adrianichthyidae
Gene: atoh8
Product: atonal bHLH transcription factor 8
Exons: 4
Coding region: 793-1686 (297 amino acids)
Molecular function (GO): DNA-binding transcription factor activity; protein dimerization activity
Source: RefSeq, a predicted model, not a curated record